AACCCACAACCAAUUUUCAAUAUUAUCUUUCUUGUUUCUACCAUUCCUCUCCUCAUCAUCAUCUUCACGGCUUCCUCUGCCACUCAACUUCAUCGUCACCACCAACCCCCAAGAUUUCCCUCAAAAAUCGAAAAAGCAAAAUUUCUUAUCCUCUCCACAAUCCUUUCUCUACGUAGCCAACUGCAGGAGUUACUCAAACGGACUAGGGUUAGUUUCUUUCCCUUUGGAGGCUGAGAAAUAUAUGAAAUUGUUUUGAUUGGAGAUGGCGGUGUUGUUGGACGACAUAGUGAAGUCUGUCGAGCAUCUGUUGAAGUUGAUCAGCAAGAACAGCAAGGAACAGUCCUACGUCGACCCCACGCUCGACCCAGUUCUCCUCGUGCCUGGCAUCGCCGGUUCUAUUCUCAAUGCAGUCGAUAACAAGACAGGUAAAAAGGAGCGGGUCUGGGUGCGGAUUCUUGCGGCCGAUCACGAGUUUCGGGACAAGCUAUGGUCUCGCUUCGAUCCUGCCACUGGUAGAUCUGUGACCCUAGAUACUGAUACACAUAUUGAGGUUCCCCAAGACCGAUAUGGCUUGUACGCUAUCGACAUGUUGGAUCCUGACAUGGUGAUUGGUAGUGAUUGUGUAUAUUAUUUUCAUGACAUGAUAGUUGAAUUUCUCAAAUGGGGCUACCAAGAGGGAACAACACUCUUUGGAUUUGGAUAUGAUUUCCGCCAAAGCAAUCGGUAUCAGGGAACACUGGAGCGCCUGGCGUCAAAGCUUGAAGCUGUGUACACUGCAUCUGGUGGAAGAAAAAUAACCAUAAUAAGUCAUUCUAUGGGUGGUCUUCUGGUUAAAUGUUUUAUGAGUCUGCAUACUGAUAUCUUUGAGAAGUAUGUGAAGAAUUGGAUCGCAAUAGCUGCACCUUUUCGAGGUGCACCUGGAUAUAUAACCUCCACACUUUUGAAUGGUGCAUCAUUUGUCGAAGGGUGGGAACAGAAUUUUUUUAUUUCAAAGUGGAGUAUGCACCAACUGCUGAUUGAAUGCCCUUCAAUAUACGAACUGAUGGCCUGUUUAGAUUUUAAAUGGGAACACAUUCCACGUCUUGAAAUCUGGAGACAGAAAUGUGAUGGUGACGGAAAUUCCAGGAUAAUGCUUGAGUCUUACCCUCCGGCAGAAUCUAUACCUAUCUUUAUGGAAGCUCUUUCAGUCAAUAAGGUCACUUAUGAUGGUGCAGAUAUUUCAUUACCAUUCAAUACAGAGAUUUUAAAAUGGGCUAAUGCGACACGCAAGUUGAUGAGCUGUGCUGAGGUCCCCGGUCAAAUUAAAUUCUACAAUAUUUAUGGCACAAAUUAUAAGACGCCUCACAGUGUUUGUUAUGGAAGCCAGGAUGCCCCUGUAUCCGAGUUGCAACAAUUACCUACUCUUGUGGGGAAUUACAUAUAUGUGGAUGGUGAUGGAACUGUUCCAGUGGAAUCUUCAAAAGCAGAUGGGCUUCGUGCAGAAGCAAGAGUUGGAGUCCCUGGUGACCACCGGGGAAUCCUUUGUGAUCGUCAUGUGUUCAGAAUUCUCAAGCAUUGGCUGAAGGCUGAUCAUGAUCCUUUCUACAAUCCCCUAAAUGACUAUGUAAUUCUACCUACUGCCUUUGACAUUGAAACCAUCAGAACAAAAGGGUUGGAAGUUACUUCUCUCAAAGAGGAAUGGGAAAUUGUUGGGGAAGACCAAGAUCAAGACCACGGAGAAGAUAUGGUAGAGAGAAAGCCUUUGGUGGGUUCAAUUUCUGUUUCUCGUGUGGGAGGUGAUAAAUAUUUGCAGGAAGAGGCUCAUGCAACUGUUAUAGUUGAACCUCAAAAUGAAGGCAAGAAGCGCGUUGAGCUUAAUGCUGUCUCUAUCUCAGCAAGUGCAUAAAAAUCCUUGCAUGAAUGGCGGAUGGGCCAUACCAUUUCAUGCAUGUCUGGACAGUUGUUCGUGUACAUAAAAGCUUCUAUUGGAGUUCCUUGCAUCUUAUUACUAUAACAUGGUAUGUAAAUGUUACUGACCUGAAAUCUGUUACCCGACAUGCUAUAAAUAUAAUUAUUGACUUGUAUCAAAUGUGAAUAUUUUGAGUUAACUUUUAUUGUAUGUUGUUAAUGUGUUUCUACAAUGAUUA
This is a messenger RNA of Sesamum indicum (sesame), 2126 nucleotides long. Its product is annotated as alpha/beta-Hydrolases superfamily protein. NCBI's taxonomy places the organism in Eukaryota, Viridiplantae, Streptophyta, Magnoliopsida, Lamiales, Pedaliaceae. Gene Ontology annotation, biological process: lipid metabolic process. The record is from RefSeq and is a predicted model, not a curated record.